AUGGGCUUGUUUGCUCAAGAAUGUUUUUCAAGUACAAGAGAUCAGAACCCAAUUCUAGCUGACAUACUAUAUUAUGGCCAAUUAGAAGAUAUUGUUGAAAUGAGGAGGAUGAGGAGACUCUUUGACCUCGAGGGUGAUCGAUCACGUAGUAUCACCCCUGGUAGUGGUGCUGAUGAUACACUACCAUCUCCGGAUGCAGAUGCGGGUUAUUCAUCACCUGGCCCCUCUGAUGCAGUACCAGAACCAUCCCCUGAUGCAGGGGAUACUUGGACACCGACAUAUCCAUCUUAUACAUUCCACACGGACUUGCGGCCAAAGACACAGGACUAUCUUAGUUUACCUUUACCUCCAGCCUCUCAUAAGUCUAUGGCUGACGCAAGGAAGUACCAUACACGUGCUGCGAGAAAAUUAGAAGAAAUGCGUGAAAUGAUUGAGACACGAAAGAAGGUUGCACUCGCAGCAAAGGAAAGAGAGAUAGCGAAUGGUGCUAAGAAGGAUCGUAUCGAGAACAGACGUGGCGGAGGUAAGCCUGAUUCCAAACAACCGCCAAGAGGAAUGAGGGCAAUAAUUCGGUGGAAUAGUUCUAAUUUGCCCGUUGGUCCAUGGUCGACCCGCUUGAAUGCAUAUAUUGGGGUUCUAGUGCGUAGAGCGACCAUUAUCAACCCUUAUUUUCAAUUUCGAGAACUACCAUGGAGCGCAUACGAGGCGAUAUGGACAGCGCUUAUGGACUGCUUCUGCCUUGAGGACUUUGAGGGGGCUUGGAAUUAUGUGUUCAAUGUUAAGGUUGAAGUAGUUCUCAAACAAUGGAGGCAUGAGAUCAAACAUGAAACCUAUGACAGGUAUGAGGAGGACUGGCAGAGGUUUUUAAACCUCGACGCCCGAGUUGACGAGGUUCAUUUCACAGCUCUCCUCAUGUAUUGGGACAGCGAUGCCUCCAAGAAUAAAUCCACGAAGGGGUCAGAAAAUAGAAGAAAGAAGCUGCAUGACCACCACUUGGGCUCACACUCCUAUGCCAAUCUGGAGGAUGUUUAUUGUCAGGAUACGGGAAAAUCAUUAAUGCCAAUACACUUGAGGGCGAAAGCGGCGUAUGGCAUUUUCCGUGAUAGAUAUAGGGGUGAUGAGAAGAAUCGAGAUAAGAUCAAGGCAAAUCUCGAGUUGGUGGAGGGAUUUGAGGCUGCAUCCAAGGAGGCUGCAACUGUGUAUAUGUCGCAGCAGGAGGAACAAUCUGAGCCGGACCCUCACAUGCUUUCUGCAGAGGACAACAUUACUCUCACACAGCAUUUGAUGGGUCAUAAUAGGAGAGGGAGAUAUCCUCUGCAUGGUGUUGGAGCUUCACCCGGCGUAAGCAUGAGGUCAUCCACAGCAUCCUCCACAGCAUUUACAUCCAUGAGAGCAGCCCCGCCUCGGUUCCAGGCUAUGCCAUUUGUCGCACGUAUCUCUGCAUAUUUGCUUGACAAGAUUGACUCGGAGCUACAUAUCCAGGUGACUAAUGAGAUGACAAGAGUUGCGCUGACGGCGAACUCGAUGGAUGAUCUCCUGGGGUAUGUCAUGCAAUAUUUAAGCGGUGCGAUUCCUCAUAGCGCGUAUGGUGGUGUUAUACGGAUUAUAAGCUCGCUUGGCGAUAAUUCCGGUGCUGGUCAGAGCAACACUCAGAGUGGAGAUAUUGGAGGGAGCAGCACACGUUCUCGUAACCAGGAUAGAGAUACUGCCGACGACGACGACCGAUGAGGUUUAUGAGGUUUUUUGUGGAUUUUUAAUGCAAUGAACAGCUUUAUCUGUUAUAACAAUACUUAUAUGCGUGUUGGAUGUUAUAACAAUACUUAUAUGCGUGUUGGAUGUUAUAACAAUACUUAUAUGCGUGUUGGAUGUUAUAACAAUACUUAUAUGCGUGUUGGAUGUUAUAACAAUACUUAUAUGCGUGUUGGAUGUUAUAACAAUACUUAUAUGCGUGUUGGAUUUGUUUA
Asparagus officinalis (garden asparagus) is the source of this 1964-nucleotide messenger RNA. RefSeq lists its product as uncharacterized. The transcript has 11 exons. NCBI's taxonomy places the organism in Eukaryota, Viridiplantae, Streptophyta, Magnoliopsida, Asparagales, Asparagaceae. The record is from RefSeq and is a predicted model, not a curated record. Bases 1 to 1728 code for a protein of 575 amino acids.